Molecule: messenger RNA, 2095 nt
Organism: Xiphias gladius (swordfish)
Lineage: Eukaryota; Metazoa; Chordata; Actinopteri; Istiophoriformes; Xiphiidae
Gene: pigr
Product: polymeric immunoglobulin receptor
Exons: 8
Coding region: 76-1092 (338 amino acids)
Cellular component (GO): plasma membrane
Molecular function (GO): transmembrane signaling receptor activity
Source: RefSeq, a predicted model, not a curated record
GCCUUGCGGAACCUGGAAUUUGUGUUUACACAAAGGAGAGAACUCACUUGGUAAACGUCAAACUGCCACUGCAACAUGCCACAACUCUUCGUACUCACUCUCAGCCUUAUACCAUGGAUCCCAGCCUUCCUCUGCAGGGUAACUACCGUGGACGAGUUUGCAGUUCUGGAGGGUCGAUCUCUCACAGUCCCGUGUCACUAUGAGCCUCAGUAUGCCAGCUAUGUAAAAUACUGGUGUCAGGGAAGGACGAGGGAGUUCUGCACCAGCUUAGCCCGAACAGAUGAACCCCGUUCAGCCAAUCCGGCUGAUGACAAAGUGAGCAUUUUUGACGACCCGGUCCAGCUGUUGUUCACAGUGACCAUGAAUGACCUGAAGGUGGAGGCCUCUGGCUGGUACAUGUGUGGUGUGGAGAUAGGUGGUGUAUGGAGCGCUGAUGCUGUUGCAUUCACUAACAUCAAGGUCAUUCAUGGCAUGUCAGUGGUGAACAGCCGACUGAGUGGGGAAGAAGGGAGUAGUGUCGCAGUCGAAUGCCUCUACAGUGAGAGAUACAGAGAGAGUGAGAAGAAGUGGUGUCGAAGUGGAAACCGGAGCACCUGUCUGCUGACAGAUUCUGAAGGGAGUUACGAAGGCGCAUCGGUGGCCAUCAAAGAUGACAGAACUGGGGCUUUCACUGUAACCUUAAAGAAGCUGCAGAUGGGAGACACCGGCUGGUACUGGUGUUCUGCAGGACAGCAGCAGAUAGCCGUGCAUGUGCUGGUCACACAACGACCCUCAACUACUGCAGUGUCUAUGACAUCCACACCUAUACCAAAUGAGUCUUUUGCACAACUGCCUCCACCCAAACAUAUCACUAAAGAGUCCUGGACCAGUCACGGUCAUAUUUUGGAGUCUUUGCUGGUGUGCUCUUCUCUGAUGCUCCUUGUGGGUUUGGCCAUAUUGGCGAGAAAGAUGUGGAAACUGCACAAGCAGGAUCCUGUGCUAAGACAAGUUAAGGAGAUGAAAGCAAGGUUCAAUGAGCAUUCAAGGGAUGACCUGCAAGAUGCUGCAGUCGUUUUCCUUAACAGGGAUUCCCAGGACAUACAUAUGUACUGAGCUUGUCAGUAGUCAGUGCAGCGUUUAUGGUCACUCCCCUCUGUAACUGAAUGUAAUUUUUGUUAUUUCACUGCGAGAACACAUGCUCUCUUUCCAGCGUCUUCUGUAUAGAACAUACCAUACCACAGUUAAAGACAGUUAUGAGGUUUUCUGCUUGCUACUUUCCAUAUGUGAACGGUGUAGUCUGGAGAUCUUACCAGCAUAUACUCCUCCUGUGAGACACAUUUUACAUAUUAUAAUCAUGUGGUCUUCUAUUUAAUUUGGUCAAAAGCAGGGCCAUAAGUACCACUAAGGAUACUGAUAUCAUGUCUUCAGUAUUUUUUUUAAUUUAAUUUUAUUUUUUGAAUUUGUGGAUUUUAGCAGCCUGGGUGGAGUUUACAUUCUAAAUAUAAACAUGUUCACAUUAUAGUUUAGUCUAAUGACAGUAUUUUUAGAUUCUGUAUAUUUAAAAUUUAUUACUUUUUGGCCAACAAAAUAAAUACAUAUAGGAUUCAUUAUUUCUCCACUAGAUUUUUAUUUAUGUGGUGAAAUGAAACAGCAACAAUUACAGGUGUGUAAUUUCACGAUAAUUUCCUAUUAAGUUUCAUCUAAACAAUUUAGUAAUUUGGUACUAAUUAAAAGGGAAAAUAUACUGUUAAUGCUUGUUAUUGUUAUUUAAGUUAAACCUGCAAUACCUUUGGUUCAUAAUCCUUGGCCUGACUUUUUGGUCACUUGAGAGCAGCAGAAACAAGCAAACACAAUGAUGACAUACUAUCUUGUUAGCUAAUCACACAUCCAGCAGAUGCGGAGCAAUAUUAGCAUUCGAUAGGAGUGGUCUUUGUGAUUCCCUGAUGAAUGUAAGUUCAAUAUUCAGAGCUGGGGGAAACAUAAGAGCUAAGGGAAAGUCAAGUCAAUCUUAUUUACAUAGCACCAGAUCAAAGCAGAAGUUAUCUCAGGGCACUUUUCAUAUAAAGCAGGUCUAGACCGUACUCUUUUAAUAUUAUUUACAGAGACCCAACAUUCG